Molecule: messenger RNA, 771 nt
Organism: Encephalitozoon hellem ATCC 50504
Lineage: Eukaryota; Fungi; Microsporidia; Unikaryonidae
Exons: 1
Coding region: 1-771 (256 amino acids)
Biological process (GO): maturation of SSU-rRNA from tricistronic rRNA transcript (SSU-rRNA, 5.8S rRNA, LSU-rRNA)
Cellular component (GO): Pwp2p-containing subcomplex of 90S preribosome; small-subunit processome
Molecular function (GO): protein binding; snoRNA binding
Source: RefSeq, a predicted model, not a curated record
AUGGUAGAAAAUAUACAACUAGGCAUGGAGAGAAUGAUAUCCGAGUUGGAGGACUACAAGAACAGAGGGAUAUUCUCCCCAGACGAACUAAGAAAGAUAGUGGAAACCAGAAGGAAAUAUGAGCUCAGAUUGCAAAGGCCGGAGAAAAAGCUUUUGGACUUCAUACGGUACAUAAAAAGUGAAUGCAUACUAGAAAAGAUAAGAGAUAAACGAGUGAGAGAAAAAAACGCCGGCACAUCGCUCCAUGACAUGAAAAUAUCAAAAAAAAUCGUAGAGCUGUACAGAUCUGCUUUGUACAGAUUUAACGAUCCAAAAAUAAUCUCACAAUUCACUGCAUAUGUCAUUGAAAAAAAGAUGUAUGGAGAAAUGAAAAACGUAUUUGCAGAGUGCUGCACCAGAAACCCGCUCGAUGUGGAUCUUUGGAUAUACUGCGGGUUCAAGCUGUUUGAAGUGGGGGACAUCGAAAGUUCUAGGGCCAUGUUCCUCAAGGGAAUUAGAAUGAAUAGCAAAAACACUAGGAUAAGAAUUGAAUUCUUUAGAAUGGAGGUUAUGUACGUUGAAAAAAUAGAAGCACUUAAUAGGGAAAUAGGUUUGGAUUCUGAUGAUAAAGACGAUCUGGAAAGGGGUGAGGUAGCAUUUGCAAUCUUUGCUGACUGCUUAAACGGUUUAUCUUUUACUGAAAAAGAGAUAGAAGAGAUUCUAGAAAUAUCUAAAAGCAUCAAGGAGCUUAGAGAGAGGAUUGAAGAACACAUUAAAGACAGAGACAUAUAA